AUGUCACCUUUAGCAGAAAAUAAAACUGAAUCGAAACAAAAUUCUCGUAUUGUACGAGUUCGUGAUUUACCUAUUUAUUAUGAUAUAAAAAAUGAUGAUAGUUAUCGACGUGCUUCUCAAACAAAUGAUGAUCAAUCAAAAAUAAACAAUAAUAACAAUUGGCUGUAUUCAUUUGUUAGUCAAAUGAGACAAUCAAUACAACAAACAUGGAAUAAUAAUAAGGAGUUUCGCUUAAGAAUUAUUCGUGGUGUAGAAACUGGAGAAGCACAUGCAAAAGCAACCAUUGAUUAUAUUCAUGAUGACGAAACACUUCUUCCUAAAGUCGGCGUUGUUACUAUAGCUGGUCUUGGUGGUCUUCUUCUUGGUCAUAAAGGUGGCCCAAUAAGAAAAACAUUCUAUUCAUCAGUCGCUGGUAUCGUUGCAUUAAGUGCUUGCUAUCCAAAACAAUCAGCAAAUGUACUUGAUCAAGUUUAUAUUAAAAUAAAAAAUCAAUCAAAAAAUCUUUUUGAUAAUGAAACAAAGUCCAAUUUACCAUGGGUUUUACAAAAUAAACAUCGCGUAUUCCAUACAACGAAAACAGAAAAUGAAUCAACCAUUACUAUCAAAGGUGACUACGGACAAGGUACACCAGGUGAUCAACAUUUUUAUACAACACGUGGUACAACAUCGGUAGAUACCGAAAAGAAAAUGUAA
Rotaria socialis is the source of this 693-nucleotide messenger RNA. The record is from the annotation of a GenBank genome assembly. Lineage: Eukaryota; Metazoa; Rotifera; Eurotatoria; Philodinida; Philodinidae.